UUUUUUCUCUCCCCACCGCUCUCUCUCUUUGUUUUCUCUAUCCACAUUCGUUAUCUAGUGAGAGUGGGACUUCUGGUGUUGCUCAACGCACACAACAAUGGCGUCAGUUUCAGUCAUGGCUACGAGCAGCGAUAGCAGGUGGUCCAUGUCUUCCUUGCGCUCUGCUUUACCCUCUCCUUCUACUCCUCCCUCUUCACUUUCCUCUUCAGUGCGCUUCUCUGUCGCCGCAUCUUCUUUGUCUUCUUCAAUGAAACUCCGAAUUUCUCGAACCAAACCCAAAUCCCUUCUCACCACUUUCACCGGUCUAACCCCUCUUAACCCCCUCUUCUUCUCCGCUCCUUCUUCUGCUUCAGAAUACACCGGCUUUGAUCACUCCUUCACCAUUAUUGACAAUGGUGGUCGAGUAUUUGCCAUGAGACAUGGGAGGCGGGUACCCAAACUCAACAGGCCACCUGAUCAGCGCCGUGCGCUUAUUCGAGGCCUUACAACUCAGCUCCUCAAAUAUGGUCGUAUCAAGACCACCAGAGCAAGGGCCAGCGCAAUUAGGAAGUAUGUUGAUAAAAUGAUAACUUUAGCAAAGGAUGGAUCCCUUCAUAAAAGGAGACAAGCCCUUGGGUUCAUCUAUGAGAAGCAGAUUGUACAUGCUUUAUUUGCAGAGGUGCCAGAGCGUUAUGGUGAAAGAAAUGGGGGUUACACGAGAAUUAUAAGAACCCUACCAAGACGAGGUGAUAAUGCACCUAUGGCAUACAUUGAACUUGUGUAACCAUCACCUAUGUUUGGGUGCUAUUAUCAGCAAUCUCACUGCAAUGUUGAGCUUGGCUAUGUAUCCAUCGGCAACAAUGAUUCUACAUUUUGUGUAUUAUGCAUUUUUUAUUAGUUUUAGUCUGUGUAUCGUUUUGUGUAUUUAAUGACAAACAACAGCCACUGUGAUCUGAAGUGAUCAUCUGCAGAAGUUCAUAGAUUCACUUAUCUGUUAAGAUUACGGAUGUUUUAAGUGUGUUUGUAUUUUUUAUAUGCUUUUUUGACUACUCUGUUUACGGGUCUUGCUGUAAUAAUUCUAGACACACAGCAUUUCUGA
This is a messenger RNA of Vigna umbellata (rice bean), 1078 nucleotides long. RefSeq names its product Ribosomal protein L17 family protein. Gene Ontology annotation, cellular component: ribosome; cytosolic large ribosomal subunit. Gene Ontology annotation, molecular function: structural constituent of ribosome. The record is from RefSeq and is a predicted model, not a curated record. Gene Ontology annotation, biological process: translation. Lineage: Eukaryota; Viridiplantae; Streptophyta; Magnoliopsida; Fabales; Fabaceae.